This is a messenger RNA of Cyprinus carpio (common carp), 835 nucleotides long. RefSeq lists its product as uncharacterized. NCBI's taxonomy places the organism in Eukaryota, Metazoa, Chordata, Actinopteri, Cypriniformes, Cyprinidae. The record is from RefSeq and is a predicted model, not a curated record. Gene Ontology annotation, cellular component: membrane.
AAAGAGAAGAACCAUUAAGAUCAUUUAGUACACUUUCAGGAGAACAAGAAAAUGUACAAUCAAGGACCAACAGUCGGAAGAAUAAACCCUGCAUUCACUGACCCUCAGGAUGAACAGGAUCAUCUGGAGAAGUCAAGGAUGGGUCAGUCUGUGCAACCACCAUACUAUCCCAGCGCAGGAUACCAGAUCCCAAGAGUCAAUCCCAUCUCUUCUGGAUAUCCAAACCAACCGUACGGAGCUCCAGUAGGCCCUCAGGGCCCGUAUGUCCAGCAGUCAUAUCCAGGAAGGGCUGUGUAUCCCCAAGCAGCGUAUGAUGGUCAAACUGGUGUCACAGUUCAGCCGGCUGUGUUCAUGGCUCCAGUGCUAAUGGCUGCUCCGGAUUACUUGGGCUACUCCAUCUUUACCAUGCUGUGCUGCUGUUUACCUCUGGGCAUUGCUGCUAUUGUCUACUCGUGCUAUACUCGAGAUGCUAACUUGUCUGGAGAGCGAGAGUUAGCGAUGAGCAACUCCAGAAAAGCGUUUAUCCUGAACAACAUGGCUCUCGGUAUCGGCCUCACAAUCACUGCAGUGUCACUUAUCCUCAUAUUUACAGUUUGAACAGACGUUGUAUUCUGCUUCAGAUGCAUCUACUGAUACUGUAACUCAAGACAUUGAUUUUAUGGAAGAAAUGACAAAUAUUUUCCAGACCCUCUGAGGGAAUGAUCUAAUAUGGAUAUGUUUUAUGUCAUGUUGUGUUUAAUGCUGUCAGAUUGAUCUGUAAGCUGUAUGAUUAUCUGGGCAGAAAUCAAAACUUUUAGUUAAUAGGCUGAUUUAAAAUGUUUCUUUCAAAUAAAGC